Knipowitschia caucasica is the source of this 645-nucleotide messenger RNA. The record is from the annotation of a GenBank genome assembly. Lineage: Eukaryota; Metazoa; Chordata; Actinopteri; Gobiiformes; Gobiidae.
AUGUCCCACUUCUGCAGAACCUUCAGAAAACAGAGUGAGCAGAGUUUGUGGAAAACAUUCAUUAGACUCAGCGACACGUUCACGUCCUCUGUAUCCUCCCAUCGAAUUGAAUCCGGCACCUCCAAAGUUGAAUCCGGCACCUCCAAAGUUGAAUCCGACACCUCCAAAGUUGAAUCCGACACCUCCAAAGUUGAAUCCGGCACCUCCAAAGUUGAAUCCGACACCUCCAAAGUUGAAUCCGGCACCUCCAAAGUUGAAUCCGACACCUCCAAAGUUGAAUCCGACACCUCCAAAGUUGAAUCCGACACCUCCAAAGUUGAAUCCGACACCUCCAAAGUUGAAUCCGACACCUCCAAAGUUGAAUCCGACACCUCCAAAGUUGAAUCCGACACCUCCAAAGUUGAAUCCGACAGCUCCAAAGUUGAAUCCGGCACCUCCAAAGUUGAAUCCGGCACCUCCAAAGUUGAAUCCGGCACCUCCAAAGUUGAAUCCGGCACCUCCAAAGUUGAAUCCGGCACCUCCAAAGUUGAAUCCGGCACCUCCAAAGUUGAAUCCGGCACCUCCAAAGUUGGAUCCGGCACCUCCAAAGUUGAAUCCGGCACCUCCAAAGUUGAAUCCGGUACCUCUACGCAUGUGCGCGACUAA